AUGAACAAGAACGCCAUGGAAGGGCAGGUAGUCUUUCUCACCGGAGCCGGAUCCGGAAUUGGAAGGGCAACAGCACUCAAGCUCAGCAAAUUAGGAGCACGUCUGGCACUCAGCGACAUCAACAUAGAAGCCUGUCGAGAAACAGCCAAGCAAUGCGCUGGAGGUCCUCACCAAGUCACACUGUUGAAUGUAGCAGAGUACAAGCGAUGCAUCGAGACCAUCAAGGACGCAAUAGGCUACUUUGGCCGUAUCGACCAUGUGUUCAACUGUGCGGGUAUUAAUCCUACCGCUCGUUAUUUGGUCGACUGCUCUGAGGAUUACUUCGACAAGCUGGUUUCUGUGAACCUCAAGGGCGUGUACAACGUCACCAAGGCCACGAUUCCUUACCUGCGAUCUGGUAGUGCUAUCGUCAAUGUCUCUUCUAUCUGUGGCAUUCACCCUCACAAGCAAAUGGCCAUCUACUGCGCUACCAAAUACGCCAUUAUCGGGUUCUCAAAGUCUAUGGCGCUUGAGCUGGGUCCCAAGGGCAUCCGCGUCAAUGUUGUUGCUCCUGGAUACAUCGAGACACCCACAAAUGCUAGCGUUGUGGCUGGUGAAGAAGCUCUGAAGAAGACCACUGAGCAGAUAGCCAUUGGUCGUAUGGGCAAAGCUAGCGAGAUUGCUGACGUUGUGGCUUUCCUCAUGAGUGAUGAGAGCAAGUACAUGAACGGAUCUGUUGUUGAGGUCAAUGGCGGUACUGGAUAG
This is a messenger RNA of Aureobasidium melanogenum CBS 110374, 744 nucleotides long. Its product is annotated as NAD(P)-binding protein. Gene Ontology annotation, molecular function: oxidoreductase activity. NCBI's taxonomy places the organism in Eukaryota, Fungi, Ascomycota, Dothideomycetes, Dothideales, Saccotheciaceae. The record is from RefSeq and is a predicted model, not a curated record. Bases 1 to 744 code for a protein of 247 amino acids. The transcript has a single exon.